CGACCAAUUGAUGGGCAAAACACAUCUCAUAUGGGAUUCGCUGAACAAAGAUUUACAACAGCCGUAGACGAAGAGUUUCGGUGCCCGAUAUGUCGGGAUGUGUUGGACGAGCCAAUCACAGCCCAGUGCGAGCACGUCUUCUGUCGGGCCUGUAUUCACGAGUGGCUGUCCAGAGAGCAGUCGUGUCCAGUCGGUCGGCAACCGUUGAAAGUGCAUCACUUGCAAGACGUGACCAGAUUUUUCCGCAACUAUUACACCAAACUUGAGAUCUGUUGCGAUUUCGCCGACAGUGGCUGUCAGUUUGUGGCCAAAGUCGAUGAGAUUAAAGCCCACGAGAAUCAGUGCCCCUUUAAUCCCGAUGUGAAGACUGAGUGUCCAAAUGGUUGCACAGCAAUGGUCACGAAGAAGGAGCUGUCGGCUCACGAUUGUGUCCAAUAUCUCAAGAAUAUUAUUGCCGACAAAAAUGCGGAGAUUUCCCGUAUGUCUGACCGCGAGAGCGAUUAUAAGCGAAAGUUAUUGGACUUUCAAAUCACUAUUAAGACCAAGAAUUCCGAAAUCAAUUAUUUGAAUGAAUGCCUGUUUGAGAGACGGAACCAAACAUCAGAUAAGGGAUCAGUGAUCAUACCCUCCACCUCUAGACCCACCGCUUCAGACAAUAAGCAACGCAUUCCCUGUGGACGUCACCGCAAUCAACGGCUACCGGAGCCGUACCAUAGAGUUUGA
Messenger RNA from Medioppia subpectinata, 723 nucleotides. NCBI's taxonomy places the organism in Eukaryota, Metazoa, Arthropoda, Arachnida, Sarcoptiformes, Oppiidae. The record is from the annotation of a GenBank genome assembly.